Colletotrichum lupini is the source of this 1605-nucleotide messenger RNA. RefSeq lists its product as uncharacterized. The coding region runs from base 1 to 1605 and encodes 534 amino acids. Gene Ontology annotation, molecular function: carbohydrate:proton symporter activity. The transcript has 8 exons. Gene Ontology annotation, cellular component: membrane. The record is from RefSeq and is a predicted model, not a curated record. Lineage: Eukaryota; Fungi; Ascomycota; Sordariomycetes; Glomerellales; Glomerellaceae. Gene Ontology annotation, biological process: carbohydrate transport; transmembrane transport.
AUGGGCAUCUUGCAGAAGAUCGUUCGCAAUGAAGCGACAAGAAACGAUCCUCCCGAGAUAUACAAUGCCCGGGUCAUUCUCAUCAGCUUAGUCGCUUGCGGCGGUGCCCUCCUAUUUGGUAUGGAUAUGGGCAUCAUUGGAGGUGUCUUGACUAUGGACACAUUCAAGAAGCAAUAUGGCCUCGAGAAUCAACCCAAGACCGUCCUAGCAAACCUUGAGUCCAACAUCGUUUCUGUCAUCCAAGCCGGAGCUUUCGCGGGUGCCUUAUUGUCGACUUGGCUCGCCAACAGGGUCGGUCGACGAUUCUCUCUCAUUAUCGCCUCAAUACUUGUUUUUAUCGGUGUGGCACUUCAAGCCGCCGCUAGUGGCCAUAUCGAAGCCAUGUACGUGGGCAGACUUGUUGCCGGAAUCGCGAUCGGAAUUGCUUCAUCUGUCAACCCGCUUUACGUCUCCGAGAACGCACCGCGGGGUAUCAGAGGUCUCCUCACUGGGCUAUACCAGCUCAGCAUUGUGACUGGACUGACGCUUGCAUUCUGGAUCAACUAUGGCUCGCUCCUCCACAUCAAAGGCCAUACACAAUACAUCAUUCCACUCUCACUCCAAGCAUUCCCGGCCGUCAUCCUCUUCAUCGGCAUGCUUCUCGCCAACGAAUCUCCCCGUUUCCUUGCCCAGCGAUCUCCCGACAAAGCACUGGCGGUUCUCGCAAAGCUCCGAAAUCUACCGGCCGAUCAUCCAUACAUCCAGCAAGAGAUGGAGGGCAUCUCCCGGCAACUCGAGGAAGAGAGGGCCCUCUCCCUCAACGCCAAUCACUUCACGCUCCUGAAGGAGGCCUUCACUGUCAAGUCCUACCGCAGACGCAGCAUGCUGUGCAUCACACUUAUGAUGUGGAGCAACCUCACAGGUACCAAUGCAAUGACAUACUACUCAAGUCGAAUUUUCGCCAGUGUCGGGUUGACGGGAUCUUCGACCGGGCUCUUUGCGACUGGCGUGUAUGGUAUUGUCAAGAUAGUUGCCUGUACCGUCUUCAUCGUAUUCGUCACGGACUCGCUCGGCCGAAGGAAGAGUCUGCUCUGGACUGGAAUCGUUCAGGGAAUCGCUCUCUUCUACGUUGGCUUCUACAUCCGCUUUGACCCGCCCAUCGCCGGCGAGCCCGUCACCGCUCCGGGUUACGUCGCUCUGGUAGCCAUCUACAUAUUCGCUGCCACGUACCAGUUCGGAUGGGGCCCUGUCGUAUGGACCUACAGCUCCGAGAUCCCUCCGGCCCGCCUCCGCGCCGUCAUGAUGGGCAUGGCGACAGCAAGCCAGUGGCUCUUCAACUUUGUUGUCGCUAAGGCCACACCGAGCAUGUUUGCCACGCUCGGUGAGGGCGGGUUCGGGACGUACUUUGUUUACGGCACAUUCUGCUUCAUCAUGGUGGUGUUUGCGUGGUUUUUUGUGCCCGAGACUGCCGGCCUUGCAUUGGAGAAGAUGGAUGAGCUAUUUGAAAACGAUUCGUUGAAAGACAAGCUCAUCUGGAGAAAGAGACCCCAACUGAGCUCCAGAGAUAGCACGAGUGAGGAAAGGGCGAUGGAUAAGAAGGAUGCUGAGCAUGUUGAAGUUGUUUGA